GAAUAUCUUCUUCUUCAGAAAACCAGCAAGGUGGAUGUGGAUUCGAGCGGAAAGAAGUGUAAAGAGAAAAUGAUUAGCGUUCUUUCAGAAACAAAAGCCCAGGCAGCACACAGAAGGUAUAAUUUAGCACUGUUUCGGCUAGAAAAGCAGCUUUGAAUUGAUAAUUACAUUCUGACACGGAAGCAGGCAUAUUCAUGAAGUCUUUCUUGUACAACAUAGGUUUCAGGCAUUUGAAGUCAAAGAGUACUCAACGCUGG
Podarcis lilfordi (Lilford's wall lizard) is the source of this 257-nucleotide messenger RNA. Lineage: Eukaryota; Metazoa; Chordata; Lepidosauria; Squamata; Lacertidae. The record is from the annotation of a GenBank genome assembly.